Molecule: messenger RNA, 2032 nt
Organism: Drosophila virilis
Lineage: Eukaryota; Metazoa; Arthropoda; Insecta; Diptera; Drosophilidae
Gene: Hacl
Product: 2-hydroxyacyl-CoA lyase
Biological process (GO): fatty acid alpha-oxidation
Cellular component (GO): peroxisome
Molecular function (GO): thiamine pyrophosphate binding; catalytic activity; magnesium ion binding
Source: RefSeq, a predicted model, not a curated record
GCUUCUGUUAGUGCAUAUGUGUGUGCAAACGCGCAAGGCAACUCUGCUUUAGUAAGUUAACUUUAUUUAUUUAUAAGCGCAGUAUAAACGCGACAGCGCACAUUACUUUAUACAUUUAGUACUAUACACAACGUCAAAAUGGCCGAAGUCGAAGCUGUGCAAAUAAUUGCGGAAUCUUUGAAGCAACAGGGCGUGGAAUAUGUGUUCGGCAUUAUUGGAAUACCAGUAAUUGAGCUAUCGAUGGCUUUUCAGGCCGCUGGCUUGAAGUACAUUGGUAUGCGCAAUGAGCAGGCCGCCUGCUAUGCAGCUCAAGCUAUUGGCUAUCUAACGGGGAAGCCUGGCGUCUGUCUGGUUGUGUCUGGACCCGGUUUGCUGCACGUGACGGGUGGCAUGGCUAAUGCUCAAGUCAACUGUUGGCCACUGAUUGUGAUUGGUGGUGCCACGAAUCAGGAUCAUGAGGGUAUUGGCGGCUUCCAGGAGUGUCCACAGGUGGAACUGUCGCGCCCUUACUGCAAAUAUGCAGCACGUCCACCAACUGCUGCACUGAUCCCGCUGCAUGUUGAGAAGGCUGUGCGCUAUACCACCUAUGGACGUCCUGGUGUGGCCUAUCUGGAUUUCCCUGGCAAUAUUCUGCAAUCGAAGGCGAUAGAGUCGAGCAUUUACAAAUCUGUGCCUCACCCCAUUGCUCCAUUAGCCUAUCCGCCCCAUGAUGAUGUUAUUCGGGCUGCUCAGUUGCUGCGCCAGGCGAAGCGUCCGCUUGUGAUUAUUGGCAAGGGCGCAGCAUAUGCUCAUGCAGAGAAUACACUGCGGCAUUUUAUUGAAAACACAAAUCUGCCGUUCCUGCCCACGCCCAUGGGCAAAGGUGUCGUCUCUGAUACGGCUGCUCAGUGCGUUUCCUCGGCACGUACCUUGGCUCUGCAAAAAGCUGACGUCGUGCUGCUGCUGGGAGCUCGCCUCAACUGGAUAUUACAUUUUGGACGCCCGCCACGUUACGAUAAGGAUGUGAAAUUUAUACAGGUGGACAUUUGUCCCGAGGAGCUACAUAAUUCGGUUGUCGCAUCGGUGGCCAUACAGUCGGACAUACGCCCCUUUGCGGAGCAGUUGUUUGAGCAAAUGAACGCCGUAAACUUUCGCUUUGGCUAUGAGCAAGACUGGUGGAAACAGCUGGUGGUCAAAUGCAAACAGAACCGUGAUACAGUGCAGCAGAUGUCAUUGAAUACAGCGACGCCGCUGAACUAUUAUACAGUCUUCCAUCAUCUGCGUGAAUUACUGCCACGUGAUACUAUUAUUGUUAGUGAGGGCGCCAAUACGAUGGACAUUGGUCGUUCCAUGCUGCUCAAUGAGCAGCCGCGUCAUCGUCUCGAUGCCGGCACCUUUGGAACCAUGGGCGUCGGUCCCGGCUUUGCCGUGGCAGCUGCUCUUUACUGCCGUGACUUUGCGCCUGGCAAGCGUGUUCUCUGCGUGGAGGGUGACAGUGCCUUUGGCUUCUCGGGCAUGGAAAUCGAGACAAUGGUGCGCUAUAAGCUGCCCAUUACCAUUGUUAUUGUGAACAACAAUGGCAUCUACGGCGGCUUUGAUAAGGACACCUUCGACGCCAUACGCAGCGAGGGCGAUUUAACGCAAAUCACGCCACCAUCAGCAUUGGGCGUUCAGGUGCGCUACGAGGAGAUGAUGAAAAUGUUCGGCAUGCAGGGCCAUUUCUGCACCGAGAUCAAACAGUUGCAAGCGGCAGUGAAGGCGGCCAAUCAGUUAACGGAUAGGCCCACCAUUAUAAAUGUGGCAAUCAGCCCCUCUUCAGAUCGAAAGCCACAAUCGUUCAAUUGGCUCACAGAGUCCAAACUGUAAAACAACAAACACAGUCGUAUAUAUGUGUUGUGUUUGUGUUUUUAUAAGCAACAACGUUUACAACUUAGUUUAUAAGCACACAGUUUCGCGCAUUCCUAAAAGAUUUUCAAAAUGCAUUUGUCACGAUAUUUUCUUUGUAUAUACACAACAUGGAAAUUUUUAUAAAACCAACGAUAGUAGAAUUUCA